Helianthus annuus (common sunflower) is the source of this 1014-nucleotide messenger RNA. RefSeq lists its product as uncharacterized. The record is from RefSeq and is a predicted model, not a curated record. The coding region runs from base 1 to 1014 and encodes 337 amino acids. NCBI's taxonomy places the organism in Eukaryota, Viridiplantae, Streptophyta, Magnoliopsida, Asterales, Asteraceae. Gene Ontology annotation, molecular function: nucleic acid binding; zinc ion binding. The transcript has 2 exons.
AUGACAAAUCUUGCAAAGCUUGAGUUCAUGGCCCUAGACAUUACUGGGAAAAACUAUUUGUCACGGGUAUUGGAUGCUGAAAUACAUUUGAAUGCCAAUAAUUUGGGUGAAACAAUUAAAGAAGGAAAUAAAGUAACUACCCAAGAUAAGGCAAAAGCCAUGAUCUUUUUACGCCAUCAUAUUCAUGAGGCUUUGAAAAGUAAGUACCUCACUAUCAAGGAUCCACUUGUCCUUUGGACCAACCUGAAAGAAAGGUAUGACCACCAGAAAACGGUAAUAUUACCGAGAGCUCGUUACGAGUGGAUCAAUUUAAGGUUGCAAGACUUUAAGUCUAUAAGCGAGUACAACUCGGCAAUGUUUAGAAUCACAUCACAAUUGAUUCUAUGUGGUGAAAAUAUUACUGAUAAGGAAAUGUUGGAAAAAACAUUCUUAACCUUUCACCCCUCAAAUGUGAUACUGCAACAACAAUAUCGUGAAAGGGGUUUCACCAAAUAUAGUGAGUUAAUAUCAUGUUUGCUUGUGGCCGAGCAAAACAAUGAGCUCUUAAUGAAAAAUCACGAGACUCGUCCAGUUGGAGCAACCCCAAUCCCUGAAGCUAAUGUGGCAACAUAUAAUGGCCAAAGUGAAAGUUACGGACGUGGUCGAGGUUAUCAUCGUGGUCGUGGUCGUGGUUAUGGCCGUGGUCGUGGUCAUGGUCGUGGACGUGGCCGAGGAAAUUAUCAUAGUGUGGGAUCUUCAUCGAAUGCAUGUUACCGAUGUGGGAGUAACAAUCAUUGGUCGAAGACUUGUCGUACGGCCAAACACUUGGUGGAACUUUAUCAACAAUCCAUCAAAGACAAAGCAAAAGAAAUAGAGACAAAUUUUACAUAUGGGGUUGCAAAUGUUGAUAAAGACCAUAAUGAUACAACUAAUUUGGAUUAUGAUGAUUUCCUUAUUGAGCCAACUAACUUGGAUUCUGGUGAUAUUGUGGCUGAUACAACCCAGUUGGAUGCUUGCAAUUUUCCUUACAUAUGA